GAACUGAACACGUUGCUUUAUCGGUUCUGUCAUAUAGAGUUUUAGAACCUAGGUGUACACAGGUAAAUAUUUGGACAAUACAAUCGUUACAACACAACCUGCCAAAGAGACUGCAAGUAGCAAGUAGCGAGUAGCGCAAAGAUAAAUUACAGGUACUCCCUUGCAUGCGUAUAGAGACAUAAAGCCAGCAUGAGUGUACACAGGUGUAAGUUUGUAGAAUAUGUACCUCAGCCCAUCCACUGUCUCGCAUUCAACAGUGACUCCAGUCUACUCGCCGUAUCGCGUGCUGAUGGAAACAUCGAGAUAUGGCAUGUUGCUGAUUGGGUUAUGGAGCGAUGUAUACUUGGGGGUGAGAAUGUGAGCGUAGAAGCCAUAGCCUGGGCCGGUACGCGCUUGUUUUCCGCUGGUCUAGACGGCUAUAUCGUCGAAUGGGACUUGGCGACCUUAACCUCAAAGCAGGCCAUAGACACCGCAGGCGGUGCAGUUUGGUGUUUGCAAGCGAACAAGAAGGGAGAAAUGCUAGCGGCUGGCUGCGAAGACGGGCGUGUGAGAUUAUUCGAUAUCGCAAAUAACUGUCUGUUGUUUGAAAAGGGCUUUGACAAGGUCGAGGGCCGUAUCCUGGCGCUUGCCUGGCAUACGGAUGGACAGGUAAUAGUAAGUGGGACUUCGAAUAGUGUGAUACAUAAGUGGUCUGUCGCAUCAGGACGGUCUACGCUGCAUAUCACCAUUGCUGAUUUCCUCAAAGAAAGUACUAUCGUAUGGGCUAUUGCGGUGCUGGCGGACUUUACAAUUAUAAGCGGAGACUCGCUGGGUAAUACACAGUUCUGGGACGGUGCGUUUGGCACCCUCACACAGACCUUCAAAUCGCACGAGGCCGAUGUAUUGGCCUUGAGUGUGAGUUCCUGUCAGAAAACGGUGUAUGCCUCCGGUGUAGAUAAUAAAGUAGCGCAAUACAAACUGGCGAGGAAUGCGAAUGGCCUGGGUCAGGCCAAGUGGGUGUUUGCGAAGAAGAUGCGUGUGCACACCCAUGAUGUACGUGCACUCGCCUUGUCGACGAAUGAUGCAACCCUUGUGUCUGGAGGUGUGGACACUCAGUUAGUGGUGUACAAUACUAGUAAGUUCGAGAACUCAGCGCCCAGACGGAUCCCGCCGUUCCCUCAUUCACCCAUCAUUCAUAUAGCGCGAAAGUCGGAUAUGUUGUUGUGCCGUUUGUCAAACCACGUGGAGUUGUGGCGACUGGGAAGUGGAGAUGCGGAGGCAGUGACGCGAAACCCAGCCAUGGUUGCGCAGCUAUCUCUUAAGGGCGAUGGUAAUCUGAUGUGCUCCAAUAUCUCAGCAAGCGGUGAGUAUAUUGCGUUGUCGGACGUAGACAGCACUAAGGUGUUCCACUUACAGUACCAUGACGACUCUACCGGCCGCAGAUGCAAGAUCACUAAGUCGGACACGAACGCUCUCUCCGAAGUAUAUAGUCACAGGCUUCUGUUCACGCCAUUCAACUCCCAACUGGUAUCCGCGGGUUCAGACGGGGUCGUUCGAGUCCUAAAUCUAGAAACUGGGGUAGUGGAAACCGAAUUUGAUGGACAUAAGGGCACAGGUCCCAUCACACAUCUGGAGGUGAGUUCAUCAGGUCAAUACUUGGCUGUCGGUGACGCGAACAAGAAUAUCACAAUAUACGAUCUACAAGCCGGUGCUGUGCACUAUACAUUAAAUAAAUUUGACAGCACUUUGACGGCGAUGUCCUUCCGCCCCAAGACGGACGACCUCGUGCUUGUAUUGAGCUGUAACCGAAUCCAUGUGAUUGAUACCAAGCAGAAGCGUAUAUCAGACUGGACGCGUGAUAACGUAUCAAAGUUUCCUGGCGCAUAUCUGAAGAAGUACGCUAAUACCGUGGGUAUCAUACACGACCCAACGCGCGAAAAUUACGUAUUCUCCUAUGAUAGUGGUAUGCUCGCGCGCCUGGAUAUAACCCAACCGAUGUCUGAUAAUCUGGUAUCGAUUGAUUCCGGCCGUCGUGGACGAAAAAACUCUGAGUCGAACACGGGUAACACACAGGCCAGCAAGACCCGUACAGUGACACCGCAACUGUACACCACGGAUAUGUACAAACCGAUGCUUUUUGCCGACUUUACCAGAGCUGGAGACCUUGUGGUGGCGGAAAGGCCCUGGUCGUCUAUCUUAGCGGAUUUGCCAAGUCAACUCGUUCGAAAUAAAUACGGCCAAUAAAUGGUUGUAAUUCAAGAAAAAUUGCA
Messenger RNA from Sphaeroforma arctica JP610, 2249 nucleotides. RefSeq lists its product as hypothetical. Lineage: Eukaryota; Ichthyosporea; Ichthyophonida. Gene Ontology annotation, molecular function: RNA binding; protein binding. The coding region runs from base 190 to 2223 and encodes 677 amino acids. The transcript has 5 exons. The record is from RefSeq and is a predicted model, not a curated record. Gene Ontology annotation, biological process: maturation of SSU-rRNA from tricistronic rRNA transcript (SSU-rRNA, 5.8S rRNA, LSU-rRNA). Gene Ontology annotation, cellular component: t-UTP complex; 90S preribosome; small-subunit processome.